Bombina bombina (fire-bellied toad) is the source of this 1593-nucleotide messenger RNA. Its product is annotated as homeobox protein orthopedia. Gene Ontology annotation, cellular component: nucleus. Gene Ontology annotation, biological process: regulation of transcription by RNA polymerase II. Gene Ontology annotation, molecular function: sequence-specific double-stranded DNA binding; DNA-binding transcription factor activity, RNA polymerase II-specific. Lineage: Eukaryota; Metazoa; Chordata; Amphibia; Anura; Bombinatoridae. The record is from RefSeq and is a predicted model, not a curated record. Bases 196 to 1554 code for a protein of 452 amino acids. The transcript is spliced from 10 exons.
CUGCAGCAUGUGCGUAUGUUGUACAGUCAGAAGGGGGAUGUGCAGGAUACAGCGUGUACAGCUGAGCUGUGAGUACAGUACAGGAGCAGACAGAGACUCUCAAAACCAUUUAAUCUCCAGUUCCUCUGGGUCGGUUAGACCAAAUCUGAGGGCCUUUUACUUCAGCAGAGGUGGAGGAACCAUCCGCUUACUAUAAUGGAUCACUUGGGUUUUCCUGCUGCUGUUCCAGAGGGUGUGGCUGUGAAUACUAAGAAAAAUAAACCCAAUAUGGAGGAUCAUGUGUCUGCAAUAAAGAUUGAAAAUGUUAUGUCCUCUAUGGAUGCGCUGUACGGAGAGGAAGACAGAAGCCAGGAAGCUGAUCUGGAAGAUUCCCAAAACCACAAGAAGCGAAGAAACCGAAUUUACUUCUCACUAGAGCAAGUGAAGGAGCUUAAGAGACUGUUUGAUGAGAACCCGUAUCCGGACGCCUACGUGAGAGAAGAGCUGAGCCAGAGGCUGGGAUUGCCGGAAACCAGAGUGCAGGUUUGGUUCCAGAACCGAAGGGCAAAAUGUAGAACACACAAAAGAACAAAGCCAAAAAGUACAAGGCGGAAAAGAGGAUAUGUUUUUCACCAUUAUAUACCUGAGACGACUACUAAGGGUCCUUCUACAUUGGCCCAAUCAAGAUCUGUGCUCUCUGCAACAUCAACAACAACAACUUGCAUGGCGCCUCCGCCAACCACUCGCGCAGCUGCCAACCGUAACGUUGCUGUACCAGGUGCUCCAACAACAAACUUGCUCCUCUUGCCUGGCAUCCCCAAUGGCUUUUCCUCUGAAACGCGGCCUCAUGUCUCUUCUCGCGCAUUUAAUACUAAAGGAUAUCAUAAAAGGGUUUCUACAUUGGUCCAAUCAAGAGCAAUGCUUUCCGCAUCAGCUGGGACAGUACCGCAGACAACUGGCACAACUUCAGGCAGUAACGUUCUAGGGCCAACUGCGCCACCAACACGUAUGCUUUUCUUGACUGGCUUUCCCAACAGUUUUUCUUCUGCUGAUUCUCGACCAAGUAUCCCAUCUAGGACACCUAACACAGAGGGGUAUCAUGAGAACGGAACCCCUUCACAUGAUGAGGAGACCAGGGAGAUGGUGCUAAACCAACAGCGGAUCAAGGAAGAGUCUGAGGUCAUGGAGAUUAAAUCUUCUAUGGAUUCUCUUCCUUUGUCUCCAGAUGUGUCCACCCCUUACUCAGAACCUUCUCCAUCUUCAGCUCCACAUCGACAACAGGGAGGCAAAGAAGGGUUGGGUGUGAGGAACCAAAGGGUAGAAGCUAGUCUCCAGGAGAUGGUAAACCUGACUAGGGAAACCCGUGAGGAACAGCGCAACUUUAUUCAGGAGAUUAGCAGCUUCCUCCAGCAGAAGUUGGAGAUGGACAGGAGACAACUAGAAUGGCAACAGCAGAUGGAAAGAGAAAGAACAGAGAUCAUGCGCGGCUACCUCGAUGCCUUUUUACAAUGUCUUCGUCGUCGUUCAGACAAUGGCCAAAACUCUUCUGAGAAACAGCCAACAUCUGACCAUUGAUGGGAAAGCCCGAAAAGACCAGAAACACCAGGAUUAAUG